Molecule: messenger RNA, 927 nt
Organism: Penicillium maclennaniae
Lineage: Eukaryota; Fungi; Ascomycota; Eurotiomycetes; Eurotiales; Aspergillaceae
Product: RTA1 domain-containing protein
Exons: 3
Coding region: 1-927 (308 amino acids)
Cellular component (GO): fungal-type vacuole; plasma membrane
Source: RefSeq, a predicted model, not a curated record
AUGACAACUCCCAAUGAUAACCUCUACAUUGGCUGCAAGGCUUACGUGGACGGUAUCCAGACCUCAUACGGAUAUGUGCCAUCAAAAGCAGCGGGCAUCGCAUUCUGCGUGCUCUUUGGUUUAUCAAUGAUUGCUCAUAUCGUACAAUUCUGCUGGAAAAGAACAUGGGUGUACAGUGUCUUUGCCAUUGGAUGUCUGGUGGAAUUGAUCGGAUGGGCGGGCCGGACCUGGUCUGCUGAAUGCCCAUAUAACUCGACUGCAUUUCUCAUGCAAAUAUCAACUUUGAUCAUCGCACCGACAUUCUUCACAGCUGGAAUCUACGUCCUUCUUGGCAGAUUGAUUCAGCUCUACGGUCGUGAGUGCUCGGUGCUCUCACCAAAGCUUUACCUUUGGAUUUUCUGCACUUGUGAUGUCAUCUCACUAGUAGUCCAAGCCGCUGGCGGGGGCAUGGCCUCAUCCGAGUCCGACAACAAUGGUGAUACCGAUCCAGGCACAAAUACCAUGGUCGCUGGUAUCGUCUUCCAGUUAUUCUCAAUUACGGUUUUUGUGGUCUGUGCCAUUGACGUCUUCCGCCGUGAGAAGCGCCUUGGUAUGCUUGGUAUGGCAACCAAGGGUCCUCUCCGUCCUCUUCUCGCGGCCAUGGUGCUUUCUGUGGUCUGCAUCUAUAUUCGAAGCAUUUAUCGAACCAUUGAAUUGGCUCAGGGCUGGAAUGGGUAUUUGAUUACCCAUCAGUCUUACUUUAUUGGACUUGAUGGCGUUAUGAUGGUGAUUGCUGUUGGCAUCUUCAAUAUCUGUCACCCUGGGUGGUUACUGCCUUCGGAUGCCGAGUUCACGUUGCCGAAAAACAGACCGACUGAGUCGUUUCAGACCGAGGCGCUAAACUUGAAUACUAUGACAGGCUACAGGGGCUAUGAAAAUCAUUCAUAG